UCUUCCCAGAAGUCGGUGCCGUGGGUGCCCAUCGUGCAGUCACUGCCUCUUUGGGCCAUUGUGGUUGCACAUUUUUCCUACAACUGGACUUUUUACACUCUGCUGACACUGUUGCCUACUUACAUGAAGGAGAUCCUGAGGUUCAACAUCCAAGAGAAUGGGUUUUUAUCUGCAAUGCCUUAUUUGGGCUGUUGGUUAUGUAUGAUCCUGUCCGGCCUAGCUGCUGACAAUUUAAGGGAAAAGUGGAAUUUUUCAACUGUGUGUGUUCGCAGAAUUUUUAGCCUUAUAGGCAUGAUCGGGCCUGCCAUGUUCCUGGUCGCUGCUGGAUUUAUAGGCUGUGAUUACUCCUUGGCUGUGGCUUUCCUGACCAUAUCAACCACGCUGGGAGGCUUCUGCUCAUCUGGAUUUAGUAUCAACCACCUGGAUAUUGCUCCUUCGUACGCUGGCAUCCUCCUGGGCAUCACGAACACAUUUGCCACCGUUCCGGGAAUGGUCGGGCCCGUCGUCGCCAAAAGCCUGACCCCCAAUAACACUGUUGGAGAAUGGCAAACCGUGUUCUGCAUCGUGGCCGCUAUUGACGUAUUCGGUGCCAUCUUCUUCACACUUUUUGCCAAAGGGGAAGUGCAGGCUUGGGCUCUCAGCGACCACCAUGGACACCGACACUGAUGGCAGCACAGCAGGCCUGUCUCAGCCAUGCGUUUUUAUUUAUCACGCAGCCUAGAAGUGCCUUUGGUGUUUUCCUGUGUACGCAUUCUAUAUUUAAAAAUGGUAUGAAAUCUUUCAGGCUUAUAGUCAUGAAAUGCCACUAGUUGCCAGAUGAAUGCAAUUACCUGUUUUCGAUGAUUAACCACACAUGAAUGUACUGGAACUGAGACUUCAGAUUCACAUGGUGACCGUGGUCAGAUGCCAUGAAGUUGGGAAGCUCUGAUCUUAAGGUGCAUCCUUCAGGAUCUGAACUGAAAUGGACCCUACUGCCUUUGUCCAAUUCAACUAGAUAGUUCUCAGAUAUUGGUACGCACCCAUUUUUGUCCACAUUCCUCAUCAAAAUUAUUUUUGAGCUCUGAUGCUUAGGCCUCCAGUGUCGGGUCUCCGCAGGGCUGCCCGUGCUGUGUUGUUUGAGCUGGUGGCUGGGCAGAGGGUUGUGGCCUGGGAACUGCCCAUCGCCCCGCCCAGCCUCAAGGGGAGUGUCUACACCCGGGGUUAGAGUCCCGCUUCGACCAUGUUCUUCCUACAGGCUCCCGGCGCUCAGAUGAGGCCCUGGGUGGGCACUGAGGUCUCUGCUGUGGUCUCCCUGUGUCUUCAGACUUUCCUGCCCAGCACGGAGGAAUACUGACCUGGGCCCAGUCGCUAACGACACCAUCCUUGCUUAAAACUACUUUGUUCCCUUCCCCCUUCCCACCCCCUGUCCCAUGGCCCCCCCUCCUGCGGGCCUGAGUCUACAUUUCCACCGUCUGUGCUUUCCAAACUGUACCAUUUGCUUAAAUUUAGCUCAUGCUGUGUUCAGUCUGCCUUCACGUAAGCUUUUGGCUGCAUUUCAGAGUUAAGGUGGCUUUCAGAGACCACAUCCCGGAGACCUGGGAGACCUGGGUAAUCGUGUUUGCUGCUGGUUCCCGAAAUCCUGUUUUUCCUGUUUCUCCCUGAACCUGCUCUGGGACAUCUGUGUGAUUUGAAACUUGGUUUAAGUCUUGCUGUCUUGCUCAACACUACCUGUAUGUGACAUUUCAACUCAGACUGCUUACUGUAAUAUGAUGUGAAUACACUUAUAUAAAUUUAUUUUUAAAUCUGUAAAUAGCUUUAAGCUGCUAUGGCGAUAUUUCUUUUAUAAAUCAUCAAAAUAAACCUUUGUGAAUUUA
Molecule: messenger RNA, 1853 nt
Organism: Carlito syrichta (Philippine tarsier)
Lineage: Eukaryota; Metazoa; Chordata; Mammalia; Primates; Tarsiidae
Product: sialin
Exons: 5
Coding region: 124-666 (180 amino acids)
Biological process (GO): monoatomic anion transport
Molecular function (GO): transmembrane transporter activity
Source: RefSeq, a predicted model, not a curated record